Vidua macroura (Pin-tailed whydah) is the source of this 2539-nucleotide messenger RNA. It is a transcript of the gene NXPE3, whose product is annotated as neurexophilin and PC-esterase domain family member 3. The record is from RefSeq and is a predicted model, not a curated record. The transcript has 6 exons. The coding region runs from base 116 to 1705 and encodes 529 amino acids. Lineage: Eukaryota; Metazoa; Chordata; Aves; Passeriformes; Viduidae.
AAGUGGAAGUCAACUGAAUUCUCUCAUGCUCUGCUGAGACGAAAUGACAUUCAUGUUUGCAGUGAAUGGAAGUCAUGGCAAUGUGUAACAUGGGAGGGAAAGGCACGAAUGGACCAUGUGGCGUGACUCAUUCAGACUGCAGCUCUUCUGCCUGCUCAUGGUAGUGCUGGCUGUUGUGGUGCUGGUCCAUAACUUUUUUCAGUUAGAGCACCUGGAUGAUGACACAGUUUCAGGAUCGAAUUGGAUUACAGAAAACAAUGUCCAGAAGUCUCUGUCACAGACAACCAAAACCACCGGGAAGCCUUACUGUGGGUACAUGCAGCAGAGCUUGUCCAAAAGGGAACAAGUGGAGCAGGAAUUGUUGCUUGCUGCAAUACAGUGGCCAAAGCCCCCUGAUGGCAAAAUCGCCUUUGCACAAAGCACUGAUCCUACACACAGUGACUUUGUGAUUGUGAAACCCAGGAGGUUCUUCAAGGUGGGUGAUCAGUUAGAGGUACUCGUUCGUAUGAAGGAUUUCCAAGGAAAACCCAAGCAGUAUGGUGGAGACUAUUUACAGGCACGAAUUCACUCUCCUGGGCUGAAAGCUGGAGCAGCAGGAAGGAUUGUAGAUUGCCAUAAUGGCUUUUACAAAGUCUUCUUUACCUUGCUUUGGCCAGGAGAGGUCAAAGUUUCUGUGUCACUUGUCCAUCCGAGUGAAGCAAUCCAAGUCCUACUGCGUUUACGAGAGGAAAGGCCAGACAGAGUCUAUUUCAAAAGCUCAUUCAAGUCUGGGAGGUAUUCAGAGACUACAGAGUGCAAUGUUUGCUUGCCUGGAGGUCUCCCAGUCUGUAACUUCACAGAUCUCUACACGGGUGAGCCAUGGUUCUGUUACAAGCCUCGAAAACUGUCCUGUGCAAGCCGCAUCAGCCAUGCCAAAGGUGGAUAUCUGAAAGGCCUUCUGACACAAGAGGAAAGCCUCUUUUUCCAAAGUGACAUGAAUAUCAAAAGGCCAAUACUCUCCAGUGGACCUGAUUCAGUCAUUGUAAAGCCCAAGGCAUUUACAGAUUCAAGCAGUAUGGGCAGAGCUGAAGAUCCCACAGCUUCCCCUUCUGGUUAUUAUUAUGAAGACCAGUGGAGGUCCAGAACACAUUGGAUCCAUAAUUUUAACAAAUCAGAUGACAUAACCGAGUGCUUACAAGGAAAAGUAAUCCACUUGUUUGGAGACUCUACAAUAAGGCAGUGGUUUGAAUAUUUGACAGCAUUUGUUCCAGAUCUAGUGGAAUUUAACCUGGGGAGCCCUAAGAACGUGGGCCCUUUCAUGUCAGUGGACCUGAAGCACAAUAUCCUGCUGAAAUUCCGUUGCCACGGGCCACCCAUCCGCUUCUCCACAGUGUUCAGCAGUGAGCUGCGCUACAUCGCCAACGAGCUCAACAGCAUCGUGGGCGGCAGGAACACAGUCAUAGCCAUAACCAUAUGGUCCCACUUCAGCACCUUCCCCGUGGAAGUGUACAUCCGACGCCUCAGAAACAUCCGCAGAGCCGUUAUCCAGCUGCUGGACCGCAGCCCCAAGACUUCAAUCGUUAUCAGAACCGCAAAUGUUCAGGAGCUUGGGCCAGAAGUGAGCCUCUUCAACAGUGACUGCCCAAGUACAGUAGCUCUUUUGAGCUGUGGAAUGAGGCUGGAUGAUAUGGAGGAGCUCUGGGUACUAUACUCGCAUGCAGGGUAAGUAGGGUGGCCUUAAAGUCUGGGUAGCUGUGAAGGGUGGUAAAGAGGAGCUGACUCUUCAGGCCAUAUCUUCCUGCAAGGUUGAUUCCUUCAAGCUUAUCAUUCAUACCUGAGAUUAUUAGAGAGCACCUUAAAUUAAAUUGGCAGGGUUCAAUAAGAGACUAUUUGGGUUAUUAGCUUUACUAGUUAUCUGCGCUGUAUGCCUAAUUUAAUCUGUGUUGACACUGAUUCUGUUGCCAGGAUAUUGUUGCUCAGAACAGCGUGUGAAACCUGGAAAGGAUUUUGGGAAUGGUCUUUCUCUCAGCAUUCCAGAGCUUAAGGGAUGCCUCUUCCAGUUGUGUGUCAGAGAAGCACAGUGUCUGUUCUUGUUUCAAAGUCCUAAUUAGAAAUGUGAAGGGAAUGUACCAAAGUCACCAAUAAAGAAGCACAAUCACAAUAUCUGUAGAAUUAAGUCAUGAGGAAUUUGCUGAAAUUUGAUCGAGCACCCUAGUUAGGUACCUUUGUUGUUUACAGAUAGCUGCUAAAUAGAGCAAAUAGCUGGUAUUUUAGUUUGGUUUCUUGUACUACUGAAUUUCCUUUGAGCUUUGAUACACUGUGUACUUCUUGAUUUAUCGUUAGCAACGAUAUGUGUGUUUUAUGACCUCAGUGAAACCACUGUCUCAGGCAGUUUUUGCAAGUUCAAGUUGCAGGCUCGCCUACUUGAAGCUUAAAGUAUUUGCCAGUGAAAGUGUUUCAUUUAGCAGUGAAAGUGUUUCAUUUGCCAAUGAAAGUGUUUCCAUUCCCUGCGAGCUACAGCCGUUCCCUUAUGCUCCUGCGAAGCCAGGUUGCCAACAGC